AAACACAUGCCAUUUGUCUCUCAGUCAAAAGGGGACACACAAUGACGGAGACAAGUGAUAUCCAGCUGAACAGUGUUUACUCUAAUGGACACGGGGUGGACAAUAAAGCAUUUGAAUCAGAGGAGGACAGCAGUGAUGGUCACAGCAAGGCUUCGACGGAUGAAAAUGAUGAUAAGGGAUCGACCACGAAAUUAAAGUCAUUCUGCAGUAAGGUGUUUGAACCCAUUAAUGCAGUUGAAAGAUACUGCAAGGAUCAUUCCAGAAUCAUCAAAUACAUUGUGUUGGCCUUACUUGGAGCAGGUUAUGUUGCAUAUUUCAUUACAGCAUGUGUCAUGAACUUUAAUAGGGCAAUUGGCCUUGUAGUUCUCACCAGUUUGGCAGUGGUCUCUAAAGCGUACGACCUUGUAAAAAAGUACAAGGGAGAGGACAUUAAGCGAUGCUUCAAGCCCGCACACAGGUGUUUCAAGAGCAACCUGAGGUGGAUCAAAUGGGUAUUCAUACUGGUUGUUCUUGGACUGAUCGUGGCUUGGCUAGUAGUGGACACCAGCAAGCGACCACAACAGCUCAUAUCAUUUGCGGGCAUCUGUAUGUUCAUCCUGAUCUUGUUCCUCUUCUCAGCCCACCGAACGGCGGUGUCAUGGCGACCUGUCUUUUGGGGCCUUGGUUUGCAGUUUGCAAUGGGCUUGUUUGUGAUAAGGACAGAACCAGGACUCAUUGCAUUCAAAUGGCUUGGAGAUCAAGUCCAGAUCUUUUUGAACUACACGAAAGCUGGGUCUGAAUUUGUGUUUGGAACAGAGCUCACUCAACUCUUUGCCUUUCAGACAUUGCCCAUUGUGAUAUUCUUCAGCAGUAUCAUGUCUGUCCUCUACUACCUUGGAAUAAUGCAGUGGCUAAUUAUGAAGAUUUCCUGGGUCAUGCAAGUUACAAUGGGCACAACGGCAACAGAGACGUUGAGUGUUGCAGGCAACAUCUUUAUCGGCCAGACGGAAGCUCCCUUGCUAAUCCGUCCAUACUUGAAUGACAUGACCCAAUCGGAGAUCCACGCAGUCAUGACAGGAGGCUUUGCCACCAUUGCUGGAAGUGUCAUGGGAGCAUUCAUCAAUUUUGGGAUCGAUGCUGCCCACCUGAUAUCAGCUUCUGUUAUGGCUGCCCCCUGCGCCCUGGCCAUUUCCAAGCUUUCCUACCCUGAGACGGAAGAGAGCAAAUUUAAGAACAGUAAAAAUGUGAAAGUGGAUGGAGGGGGGGAGCAAAAUAUUUUGGAGGCCGCUAGCGGAGGAGCCUCAACUUCCAUUGGACUCGUGGCUAACAUAGCCGCUAACCUGAUAGCAUUUCUUGCAAUCCUCGCAUUUGUAAACGCAGCUUUGGCUUGGUUUGGGGGCUUGGUGAAUUAUCCAGAACUCACAUUUCAGUUAAUCUGUUCCUACGUCUUCAUGCCUGUGGCCUUCAUGAUGGGUAUACCUAUAGAAGAUGCCUACGUGGUGGCCGAGCUCAUUGGUACCAAGCUCUUCCUCAACGAAUUCAUUGCUUAUGAGAAACUAUCUGAGUUGAAGAACAACAGGCUCAAUGGCUUGACUGCUGAAACCAUCUCUAUCAGGUCAGAAACUAUUUGCACCUAUGCACUGUGUGGCUUUGCCAACUUCAGUUCACUUGGGAUUGUCAUCGGGGGCUUGUCGUCCAUCUGUCCUGCACGAAAGAAUGACAUUUCCAGGCUUGUGAUGAGAGCUCUCCUAACUGGUACCUGUGUGUCUCUCAUCAAUGCAUGUAUUGCAGGACUCCUCUUUGUACCUCCUCUGAACUGUGUGGAGUAUUUUGAGACCUCUGUUUUUGAGAUCACUGACCCCAACAUCAAAGGUUGCUGUUCUGACCUUUUCAAUAGUGCGGUGAUCAACGGGACCAUAUCAUUUGAGGGUAUCUGGAGUCAGGUGACAAACGCCACCAUCUACUUUAACAAAUGCUGUAGUCUCUACAAUGGGACCAUGUGCUAGUAAACUUUUCAAAGGUGUUUUUCUUUGACUCAGGACGAGGAAGGGUCAUAGUGUGUAUUUUUAUACGUGUUGCAGGAAUGUAUUGGAUAUGGAGUGGCAUGUGACAUCAAGAUACCGUGCACAUGUUCAGUCCUCUGAUACUGUGCAUGUUACUGUUUUCAUGCUAAAUGCCAAUUUAUUUAUUCAAACUGUAAGAGACAAUUCACUUUUGAAUAUAUAUAUAUAUAUAUAUAUAUCAAUUGUAAAUUAGUGAACAGAAUUGCACAAUUAGCUGAGAAACUAUUAGUCAAGAUCUUUUGUUAAAUGUUAAAUAUGCGUUUGUAUAUAUUACUUUU
Alosa sapidissima (American shad) is the source of this 2320-nucleotide messenger RNA. RefSeq names its product solute carrier family 28 member 1 (gene slc28a1). The coding region runs from base 42 to 1985 and encodes 647 amino acids. Gene Ontology annotation, biological process: nucleoside transmembrane transport. Gene Ontology annotation, molecular function: nucleoside:sodium symporter activity. Lineage: Eukaryota; Metazoa; Chordata; Actinopteri; Clupeiformes; Clupeidae. Gene Ontology annotation, cellular component: membrane. The record is from RefSeq and is a predicted model, not a curated record. The transcript is spliced from 18 exons.